This is a messenger RNA of Aquila chrysaetos chrysaetos, 6816 nucleotides long. It is a transcript of the gene CD44, whose product is annotated as CD44 molecule (Indian blood group). The record is from RefSeq and is a predicted model, not a curated record. The transcript is spliced from 21 exons. The coding region runs from base 213 to 3422 and encodes 1069 amino acids. Gene Ontology annotation, molecular function: hyaluronic acid binding; cytokine receptor activity. NCBI's taxonomy places the organism in Eukaryota, Metazoa, Chordata, Aves, Accipitriformes, Accipitridae. Gene Ontology annotation, cellular component: plasma membrane; macrophage migration inhibitory factor receptor complex; basolateral plasma membrane. Gene Ontology annotation, biological process: inflammatory response; cell adhesion; positive regulation of ERK1 and ERK2 cascade.
CUUCCACUGCUGGGUAACUUUUGUUGCAAUAUGGGUGUGACUUGAUGGAGCUCCCCUCCCAGUUAUGUCAUUACUUCAGUUCCUUUGAAUCAGAAUAAAAAGUGCAGCGAACUUCAGACUCAUUGACUGCAGACUUAACAAGUGUCGGGGCUUUUCUUCUUUCCACGGUUUUCAAGGAUCUCUGUUUUUUGCAAAACAGUUCCGAGAAAACAAUGGCCAACUUCUCCUUAUGGGCAACUUUUGGAUUAUGUUUGCUGAAGCUUUGUCUAACAGAAACACAGUUCAAUGUAAGUUGCAGAUAUGGAGGAGUUUUUCAUGUUGAGAAAAACGGUCGCUACAGUCUCACACGAUCUGAAGCAGUUGAACUCUGCAGAGCUCUCAAUAGUACCUUGUCAACACUAGAGCAGUUGAAGAAAGCUCAUGAACUUGGAUUUGAAACUUGCAGGUACGGGUUUGUAGUGGGGAAUAUUGUUAUCCCACGAAUCAAUCCCUAUCACCUUUGUGCAGCAAAUCAUACUGGCGUUUACAAACUUUCAGCAAACACAACUGGUCGGUAUGAUGCAUACUGUUACAAUGCCACAGAAACAAGAGACAAAGCGUGUGAGCCAAUUGAAAGACUAGAUACUGCUUUCCUCAACAAUCAGGGUGAAAUAGUCAUUGACAAUGCAGAUGGCUCACGUUAUAAUGCAGAUGGCACACGUCAUAGCGGAGAGUCCUCAACCUCAGGUGCGGAUGAUGAAAAUGCAGGUAGUGGAUCAACACAUGACACAACUCCCAUGGAUACCUCCAUCAGGAGAUCCAGCCCCUCAUAUUAUGGAAGUGCCACUCCAGUCUCACAGCUGCCAGAUCAUUCUUCUGGAGGGGGUGAAAAAGAAAUUCCUAGAAAAGAUUCUGAUUAUGAAGUUACUCCUGUAUCACCUAACAUCUCUUCGAUGACGCCAGCUGAUGAUUCCCCUGAAAAAGAUGGUGGACAGUAUCCUGCAAGUACUACUCCAGGGCCUCAUCAUGACAACCUGGAGAAAGCCACCACCCAAGCUUGGUGGAAUCUGUUCUCAAACCACUGGUGGUGGUCAAAGCCUGGACAGAAGAUGCAAGAACCCACGCAAGCAGCCAAGGCAGAUGUGACCUCAAGUGGCAAUGGUUCGGAUGACGAAGACUCUUCAGAGGAGAUGACUUACCCAACAGUGUUUCCAGUCUGGGACAGGAGUGUGGCCCAAGACGCGUAUGCUCCAAGUACUACUCCAGGGCCUCAUCAUGACAACCUGGAGAAAGCCACCACCCAAGCUUGGUGGAAUCUGUUCUCAAACCACUGGUGGUGGUCAAAGCCUGGACAGAAGAUGCAAGAACCCACGCAAGCAGCCAAGGCAGAUGUGACCUCAAGUGGCAAUGGUUCGGAUGACGAAGACUCUUCAGAGGAGAUGACUUACCCAACAGUGUUUCCAGUCUGGGACAGGAGUGUGGCCCAAGACGCGUAUGCUCCAAGUACUACUGUGGACUUGCAACACGAAACACUUCUGGAAAUCUCCACACACGGUCAUCGGAACCCCACGUAUACAGAUGAAGAGGAGCAGUAUCCUAGCUCUGCCGGCAGGGCACUAGUUACAAGUGAAAAUGAAAAACAUCAAGGACCAACCCAACAUCCACUAUUACACAGUGUUCAUUCUGGAUGGAUAAGUCAAGAGCAAAAUCCUGCAAAUACCACAGGGAGUACUGAACAACACGAAUUUACUGUUGCAGGUGAAAAUGAUAUUGAAAAGGAAUCUUCUCAUACAGCUAUGGCCUCCAACCAUGGGGCCAAACAGAACGACUCAGCGCAAGACCCAUUGGUGUAUCCAGAUUGGGACAAGGGAGAGGAUUACACACAACGUGCUAUAACGGAUAGAAUUAUUCCUUCCAGAGAGAAUAAUCAUGAAAAACAGUCUUCCACUACAGCUGUUGCCUCUCCUGAUGGUGCCCACCACGAAGACCCAACUUGGCCACCUCUCCCUUCAGAUAAUGAACCAGGAUGGGGCACUGAAGGCAUCACACGUCCCACAGAUGCCCCUGGGGAGCAUGUCCACCACGGGACCACGGCUAGUACGAACAAAGCUGCUGAUGACUCUUCUCUGAUGGGUACCAGUAAGAAUAAUGGAUCAUACUCAUUUCUCAUGCCUGUCACAGAGUCCGCGGAUGAUGUUAACCAAGAGACGACAACCAAGGAGCCCCUGGCACCCGGCACUCCGCCUGCAAGUGAAAGCGAACAAGCAAAUGCCACAGACAGUUCCUACGUUGAUUGGAUACCUGGAGUUUUUCCAGACACUGAAGAUCAUCUUAACCAAUUGCAGACCCCUCUUCCUACUACUGUUGCCUCUCCUGAUGGUGCCCACCACGAAGACCCAACUUGGCCACCUCUCCCUUCAGAUAAUGAACCAGGACGGGGCACUGAAGGCAUCACACGUCCCACAGAUGCCCCUGGGGAGCAUGUCAACCACGGGACCACGGCUAGUACGAACAAAGCUGCUGAUGACUCUUCUCUGAUGGGUACCACCUCCACUGAUGUUCUGAAACCAGAAGAUAUAACCCAGGAAGUGUGGGCACCUCGCAUCGUGGUAACUGCUGUUGCCUCUCCUGAUGGUGCCCACCACGAAGACCCAACUCGGCCACCUCUCCCUUCAGAUAAUGAACCAGGACGGGGCACUGAAGGCAUCACACGUCCCACAGAUGCCCCUGGGGAGCAUGUCCACCACAGGACCACGGCUAGUACGAACAAAGCUGCUGAUGACUCUUCUCUGAUGGGUACCAGUAAGAAUAAUGGAUCAUACUCAUUUCUCAUGCCUGUCACAGAGUCCGCGGAUGAUGUUAACCAAGAGACGACAACCAAGGAGCCCCUGGCACCCGGCACUCCGCCUGCAAGUGAAAGCGAACAAGCAAAUGCCACAGACAGUUCCUACGUUGAUUGGAUACCUGGAGUUUUUCCAGACACUGAAGAUCAUCUUAACCAAUUGCAGACCCCUCUUCCUACUAGAUCUACCUCCAGUAUAUAUGGUAAUCAAGGACCACACAAGGGACAUUAUGAAUCUACUACUUUUCCUGGAGAGACCACAACAACAAAAAUAGUUUCACAACCAAGGUCAGCCCAGGUACCAGAAUGGCUGAUCAUAGUUGCCGCGCUUGUGGCACUUGCGUUGAUUCUUGCAGUGUGCAUUGCUGUUAACAGUCGGAGAAGAUGUGGGCAGAAGAAAAAGUUAGUGAUUAACAAUGGCAAAGGGGCAGUGGAGGAUAGGAAGACAAGUGGAUUAAAUGGAGAUGCCAGCAAAUCACAAGAAAUGGUGCACUUGGUUCAUAAAGAACAGUCAAAUGACCAAACAGGACCAUGUGACGAAUUCCUGACUGUUAAUGAAACACAGAAUCAUCAGGAGCUUGACAUGAAGAGUGGAGUGUAAUGGUACCAAGCUGCCAAGUAGAUCAGAGCUGGGGAAAUCAAAAUCACAUGGAACUUGGACAGGAACUCAUAGAUGCACUGUGCUACUGAUGUCUUUUGAACAUAAUUAAACAUAAGUUUUAUUAAUUUUUAAUCACUUUAAAAUGAUGUCUGAGUUACAAAAUUGACAUUCACUUUCUGAAAUAAGCCCACAAGAGUUGCAUAAUGUUUUCAGUUCCCAGUUCCUACACAGAGGACACUCACUGUGUCCUGGGUGUUAGGAGGGAUGCAAGUUUACGUCAUUGUUCCCCAGAUGGAGGGUCUUCACUGUGCGGACUUACAGAAGUAUCCAGUCACUCUAUCUUACAGGCAUUUAAGGUACUAAACUUGCCAAUGGUACAAGAGUAAGUGAGGAACAAAUGUCAAGAGCAAAAAAUCAAGUUUAAACCAAAAAGACCUCCUAUGCAAUAUCUAAAACACCAGAAUCCUUCAGAAACGCCUUCCAGUCGGGAAGAGCAGUAGGUGCAUUCGGAAUCUGCCAGUAUAAACAAACAUAAUGAUUUAUGGCUUGGUCUGCAAUGACAGAAACCCAGAAGGACAAAAUUUAUUUAUCUCUAUUUUAAAAUGUCUAUGGGCAUACAGUAAAUCUUCUUGGGAGGGGGAAUAAAAAGAUGAAAACGAGGUGAUACAUAAUAAAGUUCUAUACUUUAUUAUCCUAACAAUCUGUACAGUUAUCCUUGAGUUUUUGAGUUGUUCAUUGCUCUUCCCCCUCCCUCCUUCAUUGAUCAUAGUUUGUGCAUGUUUUUAAUGAGUCUGUUAGGAUAAUGACUAAAACAGAAUGACUCCAGCUCUAUCACACAUGCACAAAUCAAGCAAUUUGAGAUUAUUAGGGGAGACAACAGUAUUUUAUUCCUGACAAAUAGGUCUCUAUCUUCUGCUACAUUUUACUUAGGAGAUGCUGAGCCUAGUAAAACCUGUUUCCCCUAUAACUAUUACGUUACACCAGUUUGCUGAUAUUUUAACAGUUGCCCUUCUAUGAUCUCGCGCACUUCCUCUGGAUUCUAUUUAUUUCAGCCAUGGUUUUCCCUCUGCUUUUUAAAAAUACAAAAGAAACAUUGCUUGCUAAUUGGUACCAGAAGUUCAAAUUCUGCAGAGAAGAUCGAAGAAAAUUAAAGGAAACUCUCCCAGCCAUGUAAUAUAGUAAAGUAGCUGCAGCCGCAUUGUUACAUGCUUUUGUUUUGUGCUUAUGUGUCUGUUACGUAAAGUUUUUUGUAUUAAGCUGUAAUGCUGUGCAUUAUAUUGAUAUGAAUUGUCAGAAAGAAAAUUAUUUACUACCGGUGGUCUGUGCCAUUUUUAAGAAAGUGUAUUGGAAUGGAGGGAGAAUGAUAACUUCUAAUUGGGCUGCCUCAAGAAAAUGCAAGUAAAAACAAUCUAAGGUAAUUGCAACCAGUGGUCUGUCAGCUGUGGGAUGGGGAACGUCCUGCAGCAGGGUUAUUCAAGUGUUCUGUUCACCCACUAUAGCACCUGUCUUUGAAACCAUUCUGCUAAAGCAUGUUAUUUUAUGUUCUCCAUCUGAAGCAAUUUGGAGGACGAGUAUUCAGCUGGCUAAAUACUAACAUUAGCUAGUACUGAUCUUUACUGGAACAUAAAGCACAAGACUAUUGAUUAUAUUUCUCAGUCACAGCCCUCCAGCAGUUUCCCAUGUGUUUUACUGAGUUGCUCAGUGCCCUGGUAUCUGCAGGCAGAUCUCUUCAGGAGCAAUUUAUGCCUGGGCAAAAAGUCCCAAGAUGAGGUGUGAUUUUAAAGUACGCAUAGGAUGUUUCCUGACUUUAUGUAGGUCGGUGUGUUUCACCUAUGAACAGUCACACAGCUUGUGGUCUAAAGGCGUUCAAGCAAGCUGAAGCGAAUGGGGUCAAGGUGAUUUACACUAUCAGUACUUGUGGUCCACUGUCAAACUUCUUAGUCCUUUCAUGUAUUAUAAUACUGAACUGUGCAGUAGGAAGUCUGUUGACUCUGUGCAUUGGUUUUUGUUUAAUUCCUGUAAUGUUUUUAAGCAAGCUUUUCUAUUUGCCAUUAUAAAUCAAAAUGAUCUGUUGAAGGCUGCGUUUAAACUGGUGUUAUGUACCCAUUUCACGAAGUAUGGAGAUCCAGAGUAAGAAUUAUUAUUCUCUUUAAAUCCUAGUUGAUAGGUCUCAAUCAAAAGGAGAUAUUUCAUUCUCUUGAAAGCUAAAUUUUUCUUUAAAAAAAAGAAAAACGCUGGGGCAUGUUAUUCAUCUUCCUAUUCAGAUGUUUAAUGGAGAAAUCCACAAACUCCUUCCUAAUUUAUCUAAUGUUCAGUAGCUAUAAAUGCACAGACAACACUGGUUGGCUUCUUUUUAUAUUUUUAAAUAGGGAGAUGCUCAAGUUCUCUUUACAGAGGCAAUGCCAUUAUUUUAUAUAUGCUGAUUCUUUUUAGAUUAUUUCAUGUGAUUCAUGUGUAAUUAAGUUUCAUUAUAGUUUCAGAACUAGAUGGCCAUUUCAUAUGUGUAAUAUCGUACAUAUUUUUGUUAAUCUUGGUUUUAUUAUUUGAGGGGUUGUUUGUUGAGUGUAUGUAUUUUUUAUAUAGAGCACUUGAUAUCUUUGCAUAUUUAUUUAACAGAUUAAUCAGAAGGAAAGAAAAUAUCAUCUCUAAAUUGUAACUAGAAAUAGUAUUGCUAAAAAGACACUGAACUGUAAAAUAAGCUUCCAAAAAUAAACUUGAUUCCACAUCGAGGAUAAAAAGUAAGACUGGCAUUAUAAGUGGGAGAGAAGUAUUCAGCAGGAUAGUUUAGUACUGGUGACCCAGGGGUCAUUUUUUCUGCUUGCAAACUCUAAGCCAGGCUCAGCUGAAUGCUGUGUGACCUUGCCUGCUCUGCCAGCCUCCCAUAGGCUCCCCAGAUGCUCUGGGAGUUAGCUAUUAACUCAGCUUCCCCCUAGAAGCAGACAAGUCGGUCCAGUUUAAGAUCAGCCCAGUAAGAUCUUGAUGACUAUUCCUGGCUCGCUGAACCAAUGGCACUUGGGAGACCGCAGCGCCCAGCAAUAUCUGGCCCUUCCUUCAGGGUGCUGAGAAGACCAGUCGGGUCUUGGUCUACCCUUGGUGCCUGGGAAGAAUGAGGAUCUGUCCUAAAAAUGCUGAGGAGACCAUGCUGGACCUAGAACAGACCCCGUGAUCAGCUUGUGUUAUUCCUUUGCCUUCAACAGUUUUAAAUACAUGUAAUCCAGACCACCUCUCUCAUGAAAAUACUGUCUAAAGCAGUAAGCAUAUUUAAAAGAGGGAUUGUAUGUUUUAUGAGAACGUAAUAUUUUCAUCAAACAAUCCGGGGUGAUUGUUUCACCUGUAUUUUCUUGAAGAUCUUACAAUGAAUAUUUGAUUAAAGCAGAGAAAGGAUAUGUGGCCA